AUGUCUCAGAAGGUCACCCCCGCUGCAGACUGCACCUCGAAGUGGCCAUACCCUCUGGAGAGCGAUGGCUGGUUCCGCGCCCACAACGCCCUGCGCGCCGACCUUGCAGCCCUCAGCAGCAUGCUCAGGUCAUUCCAGCUGCAGCUAGCCGCCGGCAUGGCGAUCACCCGCUCCCAGGCAGCUAGGGCGUACCGCUUCAUCUACUGCUUCCUCAAGUUCCUGCACCACCACCACCGCAACGAGGAUGACAUCGCCAUGCCCUACCUGGCCACCCGCUUCGCAAUUCCAGAGAAGAUUGUGGCAGGCCACGGCCAGCUGGAGGCGCUGAUGGAUCGCUUUGACCUGGGCACCAAGAAGCUGCUGGCCAGCACCAACCCAGCAGUGCAGCGCAACCUGCUGGUGGAGGCAGAGACCGUCUUCAUCCAGCUGCGGGCGCUAUGCGAGGAGCACUUCCGGGAUGAGGAGGAGGAGGCGAUGCCGCUGAUGCGCCGCCACUUCACCCCCAAGGAGAUUGAGCGCAAUGUGGUGCAGAAGAUCAUGCGCAGCAUGGACGGCGAGGGCGUGGGCGCCUUCCUGCGUCCCAUGAGCAAGGCAGAGCGCCGCGCGUUUGCCCGCCAGGAGGGCAUCCCGUUCUUCAUCCGCUGGAUCCUGUUCCGCCACGCCGCCAAGUACGAGCGCAACGUGUGGCAGCCCUUCCAGCGGGAGUGCCUGGCGGCGGUGCGCUGCACCAGCGCACUGCGCCGGCAGCACUGA
This is a messenger RNA of Chlorella variabilis, 753 nucleotides long. RefSeq lists its product as hypothetical. The record is from RefSeq and is a predicted model, not a curated record. The transcript is spliced from 5 exons. Lineage: Eukaryota; Viridiplantae; Chlorophyta; Trebouxiophyceae; Chlorellales; Chlorellaceae. Bases 1 to 753 code for a protein of 250 amino acids.